CAAACACCGCCAUCCACCGCAAAAGGAAAAUAGAAAUCCACAAAAAAAAUGAUGCUCGGAGAACCGCACCGUCCCAAUCCAACGGUCCACGUCCCUCCGUGGCUCCUGUACGACGAUUCCACGGCCGAGAUGUACUCACCGUUUCCCCUGAGCGGCGUCUCUGUUAGCUCCGAUGGCAAUGCAAACGGCGCCGACUUCAACAGCCCGUACUACCUCCACGAAGCCCUAACGACGUUCCAGCGCUACUUGCCUUCCAACGAGACCGACCCGGACUCCGACUCAGAUAUUUCCGGCCGCGAAUCGGACGCGCCGGUCGACGCCUACUCCUGCGACCACUUCAGGAUGUUCGAGUUCAAGGUCAGGAGGUGCGCACGUGGCCGGUCACAUGACUGGACCGAGUGUCCGUACGCCCACCCGGGGGAGAAGGCCAGGCGCCGCGACCCGAGGAAGUAUCACUAUUCGGGUACGGCCUGCCCCGAUUUCCGAAAGGGUCAUUGCAAGAAGGGUGACGCGUGCGAGUUUGCGCACGGGGUUUUCGAGUGCUGGCUCCACCCGGCGCGCUACCGUACUCAGCCUUGCAAGGACGGCACCAGCUGCAAGCGGAGGGUUUGUUUCUUUGCUCACACGCCGGAGCAGCUUAGGGUUUUGCCUCAGCAGAGCCCCAGAGGCGGAGGCAACUCCCUCAACUCGGCCGAGUCGUAUGACGGGUCACCGCUGAGGCAGGCGAUGGAGGCCGCUGCUGCUUCGUGUGUGAAAACCAUGCCCUUCAUGUCCUCCCCGCCGGAAGAGUCGCCGGAGGUGUCGCCGCCAGUAUCUCCGAUGAGCCGGUCUCUUGGGUCGGGCUCUAUUAAUGAAAUGGUAGCUUCGCUUAGGAACUUGCAGCUCGGAAAAGUCAAGUCUUUUCCCUCUUCUCGGAAUGUUAAGAUGGGGGGAUCUUCUGGGUUUGGGUCUCCAGGAUCUCCAGGGUUCGGGUCACCACGCGGGUCCAUACUCCGACCCGGAUUCUCCAGCCUGCCUUCAACACCGACCCGGGUCCCGCCCCGUUCCGGAAUCAGUUAUUUGGAUUUCUGCGAGGAGAGUUGUGAGGAGCCUGCAAUGGAGAGGGUGGAGUCUGGAAGGGGGCUGAGAGCCAAGAUGUUUGAGAAGCUGAGGGAGGAGAAUUCAGUGGGCCGGGUGGACCCGGGUCCGAAUUGUUCCGGUGCUCCGGAUGUUGGGUGGGUUUCUGAGCUGGUUCAGUGAAGGAUUACUUGUUGGAUGAAUUGUUGUUAUUACGAUGCUUCUAUAUAGGGUGCUUGAUUCUGGUGGCCUAUAAUUAUCAUAUAUUUUGGGUCUCUCUCUCUAGAUUAUGUGAAUAAUGCAUGGAGGAGGAGAGAGGGGAAUUUGAUUUUGGUAGCAAAGCCAAGUUGAAGAAUUUGAAGAUUAUGCUGUUUUAUGUAAAUUUUUUUGCAGAAAUACAAGUAUUGGGAUGUCUUUUGUCGGAGAUGAGUAAUGGAAUGAAUCUAUGUCUUUUUUAGGGGGAUUAUCUAUAUCGGAUUGAGGAGUAGAUAAAUUUAAGGAUGGUAAUUAUGAAAGGGACUGGGCUUUCGUUCUUGUAUAGUUGAAGAAGUGGACAGUGGAAGAACAUCAAAUCCCUCUUUUGUUUUUGUUAAUUAUGGUGUUUGGGGUAAUUACCACCAUCCCCUCUUACUGAUCUCUAUCAAAUCGUUGUAAAAACUUAUGCUUGCUUCCUCUGUAAUGCAUGGACUCUUUGUGCUAAUGCAAUUAUCAAUGUAAAUUAUUGUUUUAUCAA
Molecule: messenger RNA, 1789 nt
Organism: Pyrus x bretschneideri (Chinese white pear)
Lineage: Eukaryota; Viridiplantae; Streptophyta; Magnoliopsida; Rosales; Rosaceae
Product: zinc finger CCCH domain-containing protein 20-like
Exons: 1
Coding region: 49-1239 (396 amino acids)
Molecular function (GO): metal ion binding
Source: RefSeq, a predicted model, not a curated record